Bursaphelenchus okinawaensis is the source of this 1282-nucleotide messenger RNA. The record is from the annotation of a GenBank genome assembly. NCBI's taxonomy places the organism in Eukaryota, Metazoa, Nematoda, Chromadorea, Rhabditida, Aphelenchoididae.
AUGGCGUCGAGUCUGACAGUCAAAGUGCACCCAGUGGUCUACAUGACUAUGGUGGAUUCGUAUGAGCGAAGAGCUCGUUCUAAAGGAAGUGACAAAGCUCUGGGUACUUUGUUGGGCUUCUACGAGAAGAAUGUUGUUCAAGUGAGUUUCUAUUAAUAAAGUUUCAAAAUAAUUCUUGUUUUUAAAGUAUUUUUUUACCUGAUAAAUUACGAUUAAUCACGAUUGCUUUGUUUUCAGAUAACGAACUGCUACUCGAUCCCGUUCAGAGAUACUCCGGAAGUCCAAGAGUUGGACGACGUCUUCAACAAACAGAUGUGGAACUUCUGUCGUCGUGCCACUCCUUCUGAACAAAUUGUAGGAUGGUUUGUCACGACUGGGGAGGUGACCGAAGGGUGCAACUUGUUUUACAACUACUACACCAACUUGGUCAAUGAAAUCGCUGUUAAAAAGGAGCUGCCUCCGAUUGUUUUGUUGACUUUGGAUAUCACUUUCCAAGGUCCUACCAAAGGACGGCUACCGGUUAGAGCUUACACUAGGUAUGUUGUUGGAAAUUUUACAGUAACGUGUUGAGGGAAAGUUGCACUUAGUCAUGCUUUAUCAUUGUUUGCGUAUUGUGCGAAUUAUAGGUGUUUUUUGGAUUAUAAUAUCAAUAUUUGUUUAUCUUGUUUUCGAAUUAUAAUGUUCUUAAUCUGAUGAUUACAUUUGUUUGUUUUAGAUGUGAUGGUGGAGUACCUGGCCAGAGUCCGCAUGCAGCCAUCUUCCAUCCUUUGAAAGUUGAAAUGGACGCAUUUCCUGGUGAAAGCAUUGCUCUUAAUGUUAUUCAGGUAAUAUUAGUGUAUUAUUCAUGUUUACAUUGGCUUUAAUCAUGUUCAAGUGGUUCGGUUGUUGCAUAACCACUCUUUAUGUACAGGAAUGUUUAUAAUAUUUAUAUUUUUUAAACUUACAUUUUUAGAAUGGAAUUUACACUGACAGAAGAGAAGUGUUCUUAAACGGUGACGAUGAUCUACGUAAUCUGACUGAGACAAGUGAGAACCUGGUCAAAUGGCUGGAGAGAAUCCUGAGCUAUGUAGAGGAUGUCUUAGGGAAGGCCGAGCCAACCGCCGAAGACCAGGCUUUUGGUCGAAAGCUGAUGAACAUUGUUAACAUCGCCGCCACUCAAUUGCAAUCCGAGAAGCUGGACACGCUAGUAAAGGGCAGCAUUCGUGAUUACAUGAUGGUAUCCUACCUGUCGCAGUUGGCCAAGACCCAGCUGGCCAUUCAAGAAAAGUUGUUGACAAACUAA